AUGACUUCCUCUACCUCCCGCCUCGAAGACCUACCCACGGAGAUUUUCGACCACAUCUUAGGCUAUGUUCUCUGUCCGCAGACCACGCUGGAACAGGGCAGGUUUUUCCGUCGAUAUCAUAUUAGCACUGCCAUCCUUCCAGUCAACAAGGCCAUCUAUGCGCUUGCCAAACGCUACCUACACUACUCCAUCUCGUGGAUCCGCCUAGAUCUCGAUUGGGAUACAUUUGCGAUUGAUCCGUUAUGUAUGCGCAUACCAUACAUCUUAAUCGAUCUCAAGGAACCGAAAAAGAAGAUUCCAGACGUCUUCAGCGGCGACCCUGGGUACCGAUCAGUCGAGCAAGACGUUCCCCAAGGUCGCAUUCACGCGCGCAUCAUCUUCCCAUCCACUGAAACCGCAACACAGAGGAAGAUGAGGACAGUGUACCCUAACUUGCGAGGCCAACCGUACAUGCGCGUACUCGUGCUUGAGGAAGAUUUGAAGCUGUACCUUGCCUGUGUCCGUACAAACGACCUUGCAUACUGCGACCGCAACCCGUCACGUGAGAGCUCGCAGAUGGCGAUUGGCCACCACGGAAUUUCAUUCGACAUUCGCGUCACUCAACAUCAGCAGACCACGAAAUACAAACACCUCAUCGACGAAUUCAAGAUAUUCUCCGGCCUCUAUCAUCAAUGUACAAUUCUGGGACACGAGGACCGGGCGCAUGCUUCACAUGCUGUGGAGAGCAUCCAGUUAUCAAAACGCAUAUCGAACGGCCAGCUGAAUAUCUCGGAACAUAGGUCAGAGACGGAGUUAGAGGCUGUUUCCCGCAUCCUGAAGCUCAAGUUGCAGCCUAUGAAGUGGGCAAUCCACGAGACACGUCUCCCCGAAGGUCUUCGGUCGAGGAUGGAAAAAAUGCCUAAAGCACACGUCGAGAAGGGUAAAAUGGUGAUGGAAUCGCAGGCCUUUGUGGUACAUAUUCCGGGGUUCAACCAGCCUAGCGACAUCGGCAAUGAUGCUACCGAAGCGGGGGUAAGGUACUUGAUCUAG
Messenger RNA from Pyrenophora tritici-repentis Pt-1C-BFP, 1029 nucleotides. NCBI's taxonomy places the organism in Eukaryota, Fungi, Ascomycota, Dothideomycetes, Pleosporales, Pleosporaceae. The record is from RefSeq and is a predicted model, not a curated record.